Messenger RNA from Bursaphelenchus xylophilus (pine wood nematode), 675 nucleotides. The record is from the annotation of a GenBank genome assembly. NCBI's taxonomy places the organism in Eukaryota, Metazoa, Nematoda, Chromadorea, Rhabditida, Aphelenchoididae.
AUGCUAUUGAACGGCCGGGCAUUAUUAUCGCUAGUCAAUGACAAGGAAUACGAUCGGAAAAUAUGUGGGAACCUCGAUAUGCUCCAGGUAUCAUGAAUAAUAUAAUUUUUGUGUGAAAUUUUAGGUUAUUUUUCAAUUUUUUUGCUGUAACUACUUUUAAAUUUCAGGAUGAGCACUGGAGGACGUUGUAUGCGGUGAUGACAGCCAAUUUACUGUAUCUUUUCGAAAGUGCUGACGACUUGAAUGCCGCUCCAAUGGUUUUGCUCAUAGUUGAAGAUUGUUUGGUGGAAAUGGCAGAUGAUAACGUGACGGGGAAGCCCUAUUCGUUCCUCUUGAGGUCGAAAACGUAAGGAUUCCACUCUUUUUCUUCUUUCAUAUUUAGAUUCAAACAAUUUGGCAACAAAUGGCAUGUAUGAUUUAAUUUUGAUGUGGGAACUCGAUAUUGAUGCAAAUUUUUGCAGGACAAAGCGAGUAUUCACGUUUGCGGCCCCAGAUUUUUCCACUCUAGAACGAUGGAUCCACUUUUUGACCGUUUCGUCGGUCGAUUAUAUCAGAGCCACCAUGCAGACAAUGUAUGCCGCUCUAUCGCCCAAGAACUCGCCUCAGGAACUUCAAAAACCUAUAACGGAUAAGAAGGAGGAUGAAACUCAGGAUACACCGAGUAGUACCGCGUAA